UUUUCUUAGGUAAAUGUAAACAUAUUGAUUUGUUGUAUUUUUAUCAUAUUUUAUUGAUUUUCUUAAAAACAACCAUUACAAAAUGGACCAGGAGACAGCUAAGAAGCUCCUCGUAGAGGGUGGGACAUUUGUGUUCCUUGGAGUCCCAGAAGAAACUCAAUUUGGUAUUGAUAUGCAAUGUUGGAACACAGAAGAGGAUUUUAGAGGCAUAAAAAUGAUUCCACCUGGUUUACAUUAUGUCCACUACUCUGCUAUUAGUAAAGGAUCAGGCGAUAUAUCACCAAGGUCAGGGUUCAUGCACUACUUUCAUAAGAAGGAGUUUCUCGUAAAAAUGUGGGACAAAAAAUCAGAGGACAUAAGCCACGAUGAGAUAAGUGAAGAAAGCAUUGAGCGUCUGAAGGAUAACUUGUUGAACUUAGAUCGACAUCUGGCUCCAUAUCCAUAUGAAAUAUGGCAGAAAUGGAAAUUGUUGACCUCCCAAGUUACAGCUGAACUAGCGGCUAAAUUGUCUCCUGACAGUGGCAUCAUCAGAGCUUCAGUAGAACUAAUGUCAACAACUGAUGAAGACAGACCCAGAGGCGUAAAAGUCGCCAAUAAAUCCCUGGAAAGUCAAGACAGCACCAGUGAAGAGUCACAAAAAGAACAGGUCUCAAUAGAAGAUGAUUCCACUCCUGGACAAUCUGAUGCUAAAAGAGCUAAAAGAAUUACAAGAGAAGAGAAAGAGGAUUCAAUGUUGCCAGAUUUAAAGCCUGCUCCAGGCACUUCAAUCAGAUUUACAGAGAUUCCACGCGAUAAGUACCCACCAGGAUCAACACCAGAAGAGAUCACGAAGCAUUACUUGGACCAAUCAUACACACUUGAGUUGAUGAUUGCACAGCAUGAUGAACCGCUACACAUCAUAGGCGAAUUGCAAUUUGCAUACUUAUGCUUCCUCAUUGGACAUUCCCUCGAAGCGUUCGAGCAUUGGAAAAAUUUGGUUAUAAUUAUCUGCUCUUGCGAUGACGCGAUACACAAAUACAGAAGUGUUUUCUUCCAUUUCAUCAGAACAAUAGAAGUUCAAAUUGAAGAAAUGCCAGAAGAUUUCUUGGCUGAUAUAGUCAUGAAUAAAAAUCUAGUUUAUAAGAAACUGCGCGAAUUUUUCCGUACAGCGUAUGUUAGCAAAGUAGAUGGCCGUUUGUUGACAAUGAUUGAAAGGUUUAAAGACAAUUUGACAGAAAAACUACAAUGGGACUUCACAGGAUUGGAUGCAGAUGAGGAAGAUGAGAGACCCGUUGUAGUGAAGCUUGGUGAUGAAGGAGAAUAAAUUAUAUUAUAAUUAGAAUUUAUUUGGAAUCUAUCUCUAUGUAUCCUGAUUCGCAAAAGAAUCAAUUCUGUGUAGUGUGUACUGUGUACAUUUCAGAUAUUUUUGAUGUUUUUAAGACUAUUUCAAUGUGUUAAAGCCUGAUUUUUAUAAUUAAAAAUGUCGUAUAAUAUCUUUUUUGUCAGUAGAUAAAAUAUAAUUAUUAUAACAAAAUAUCUGUCGAUAUAUGUCUGUAUAACAAUUUACAGACCUUUUUAAAUUACUAUUGUCUUACACGCGAUUGAAAACUUAACUAAAAAAAGGUCAUUAACACAAUUUGUUAAUGACCUUUUUAUAGUUAAUUUUUUGAUGAAAAUUUUAUUCUGGACAACCAAAUGUAAUUCAUCCACAUAUAGAUUAUUCAUAUAUACAUAUAGCCUUAUAUUAGUCUUUUAAGAUUUCUUAAACGAAAAAAAAGACAUGAGUGAUAAUGAUGGCAAUUAUAGGGUAUUUUCAUUAAUCAAUAUGACCAAGACUUUAUCACCCCGAGUCGGGUUUGAAUACUUCAACAUCCAUAUAUGUAUGUGAAUCCCGCCACAUAUCAGUGUUCCUUUAUAAUAUUUAGUAGAAUAAUUACCAAAUAAAAGAUUUUUCUC
Molecule: messenger RNA, 1935 nt
Organism: Achroia grisella
Lineage: Eukaryota; Metazoa; Arthropoda; Insecta; Lepidoptera; Pyralidae
Product: protein AAR2 homolog
Exons: 5
Coding region: 83-1303 (406 amino acids)
Biological process (GO): spliceosomal tri-snRNP complex assembly
Source: RefSeq, a predicted model, not a curated record